CCAGAUUCCACGUGGGCUGGCUUCUACUUCAUCGGCUCCUUCGGCGUUUCAUGGGCCCUGAUCGUGCUGGAGAGCUUGCGCAGUUACAAUCUGCAUAACUUCGGAUCUUGGACCACUAUCCCGGGAUUGCUCAUGUUCAAUCAUACUCCGGCCAUAUAUCUGCCUCUGUAUCUCGGUGUACGGCUUGCCCUGAUGACUCCGAGCAACAUCACACCAUCAGACCUGGCGAUUGACCCGGUUCAACUCGAGCUUUUUCCUUGGGCCUUCGCCAUCGGCUAUGUGGCGCCGUUCAUCGUGCUGUUACUUCCCGACCUUCGCAUCCGCGAUAUAAGCAUCAAGCAGUCCGUCGCAGCUUGGUGGCAGCAAUGGCCUGCUUAUGUUGCUCUCUGUCGACUUUUGUUGUCUCUGAUCUGGCGCCCAGCAGUACUUCCAUCGCCUCCGGCUACAGAAACUUGGCCGCAAAUUGAGUCCGUGUACAUGUUCAUCUUCGUGAUAGCUGCCCUGUCACACUGGCUCUCGGUAUUUGGCGCCUUCGCAACACGCGUGACAAUGAUCGAGCUUUUCUUGCCGGCCUUGCCUGGAAAGGAUAAGAAGGCACGCCACGGGUGGGAAGCAGCAAAGUGGUGUGUGCAAUGGGACGUCGUCCUGGAUACGCCUGCGAUGGUUCUUUGGGCUGGUGUUUUGUAUUGGCAGACGGGAGUAGUCAUGGACUCUUCACUUUGGCAGCGUCUGCUUGUUAACUUCCUGCUCGCGGGACCUUUGGGGGUUCCCAUUGGCUUGUUGUGGGAGAGGGAUGCAUUUGUUUUG
Messenger RNA from Trichoderma virens Gv29-8, 807 nucleotides. RefSeq lists its product as uncharacterized. NCBI's taxonomy places the organism in Eukaryota, Fungi, Ascomycota, Sordariomycetes, Hypocreales, Hypocreaceae. The transcript has a single exon. The record is from RefSeq and is a predicted model, not a curated record. The annotation marks the transcript as partial.